CUUCUAGUAGCAGGUGCAGAAAAAAAUAAAAUAAAAAAUUUCAAUCACCUCAAAAAAUUUUUCUCUUGCACCUGUAUUUCUCCACCCUUGUUUCGCCUGAAAACCAAACCCCAAAAAAAAAAACAAAAAAAACCAUCUCCUAAAACAAAGCUAUAAUCUUUUUAAUUAUUUCGGAGCGGAUAAAUCGCCAUUAAUAUGCCGUCGUUAGAGGACGAGCUUUUCCCGUCGACGCCGGGGAAGUUCAAGAUCGAGAGAUCCCACGCCAUGAACCGCCAGUUCCACCGAUGUUUCGCCUCCACAAGCACCAUGUUCCUCUGGGCUCUCUUCUUAAUCGCCUUGACGGCGUCGUAUUUAAGCUUCCAGAGCUUCGUCGACUCCGGUAGCCGGUACUUCUCCGCCUCCUGGGGCGGCAUCCAGUGGGAGAAGCAGGUCCGCACCUCCGCCCAGAUCCACCGCUCGGGCGGCAUGUCCGUACUGGUGACCGGCGCAGCCGGUUUCGUCGGGACCCACGUCUCCCUCGCCCUAAAGAAGCGCGGUGACGGCGUCGUCGGCCUCGACAACUUCAAUAACUACUACGACCCGUCGCUGAAAAAGGCCCGGAAAUCGAUGCUAAACGGCCACGGGAUCUUCAUCGUAGAAGGCGACAUAAACGACAGCCGUCUUCUCGACAAGCUCUUCGACGUCGUCGCGUUCACACACGUAAUGCACCUCGCCGCUCAGGCCGGCGUCCGAUACGCCAUGGAGAAUCCCCAAUCCUACGUCCACAGCAACAUCGCCGGCCUCGUCUCGCUUCUCGAGGCCUGCAAAAACGCCAACCCCCAGCCCGCCGUCGUUUGGGCCUCGUCCAGCUCCGUCUAUGGAUUAAACGACAAGGUUCCGUUCUCCGAAUCGGACCGGACCGACCAACCGGCUAGCCUCUACGCCGCGACGAAAAAGGCCGGCGAAGAAAUCACCCACACUUACAAUCACAUCUACGGAUUGUCCAUUACAGGGCUCAGAUUCUUCACGGUGUACGGACCUUGGGGAAGACCGGACAUGGCGUAUUUUUCCUUCACCAGAAACAUUCUCCAGGGAAAACCGAUCACGGUUUACCGGGGCAAGAACCGGGUCGAUUUGGCCCGGGAUUUUACUUACAUUGACGAUAUUGUGAAGGGAUGUUUGGGGUCGUUGGACACGGCGGGUAAGAGUACCGGGUCGGGUGGGAAAAAGAAACGACCCGCACCGUACCGGAUCUUUAACUUGGGGAAUACAUCUCCGGUAACUGUACCGACUUUAGUGGAUAUACUGGAGAGGCAUUUGAAGGUGAAGGCGAAGAGGAAUGUUGUGGAUAUGCCCGGAAACGGCGACGUUCCGUUCACACAUGCGAAUAUAACAUCGGCUAGGAGAGAACUCGGGUACAAACCGACAACCGAUUUGCAAACCGGGUUGAAGAAGUUUGUUAGGUGGUACCUUUCUUACUACGGCUACAAUCGCGGUACCAAAAUUGUAAAUUAAAAAUAUUAAUUUUACUUCCUUUUUUUUUUCAUUUUUA
Messenger RNA from Morus notabilis, 1531 nucleotides. Its product is annotated as UDP-glucuronate 4-epimerase 1. The record is from RefSeq and is a predicted model, not a curated record. The transcript has a single exon. Lineage: Eukaryota; Viridiplantae; Streptophyta; Magnoliopsida; Rosales; Moraceae. Bases 196 to 1494 code for a protein of 432 amino acids.